GGUCACGCGCAAGACCGCAGCACGCAUCAUGCUCGAUUGCCGUUCUCCACGCGAGACGAUGUAGUGCGAGGUCCGUUGACUCUAAUUCGAAUUAUUUUUUCUCUCUAAGGAAUAAUUCUCGCCUUUUUCCGGAUCUCGAGUGCGAUUCAUAAAGCGGGAUCGUAAAAUUAUUUAUAUGCAUUUCUUUGAGAACGGCGACGCGGACUUUCGCCGCAUUUUGGAGCUUCAUUUCGCUGUCACCAAGCAAGGGUUUUAUGUCAAUUGCACCAUAUAUGGGCUGCGUCUUCCCGAGGCGCGGUCGAGUCAUUUCUCUCCAGUCAUUUCUUUUUUUGGCAAACGAAAAUCUGCCCAUGGGAUGUCGAAUGGAGGACAAUGAUCGAAUCGCCUUGAAAAGCGGAUUCAUUGAAUAAUUUUUCAAUUCUUCGUCCUCACGCUAAAUAAUUAGCGUUAUCUCAGUAUCUGGAGAUCAUUUCAUGAUCUGAUUCUCCUUUGAGCUUCGCCCGAAUGCACUUCAUGUCGACAAUGAUUGUGUCUGUCGAUAAUAUAAGUACAGUUAAGUUGUUGCAUGCCAGAAUAAUUCGCUCGCUGUCUGGAAUUCACGAGGAGGGAAGCUGAAAGAGGUGAAUGGGGAAUGCAACUAGCAGAAAAUAAUAAAUUUUCUGACAUUGUAAGGUGCUACAAAUUUUCCUUGAAUAUUUAUCCAAAUAAUCCUCGUAUGCUCAAUAAUUUUUCAGCACAUUUAUUAAGGAAUAACGAACCCAUAAGGGCAAUAGAAUAUUUAAAAAGAGCUUUGAAAGUUGAUGUUAACUUUCUACCAGCAGAGCGAAACUUGCAAAAUGCAUAUAGUAUGGCAGUAGACAGGUGGCAUUUCACAAUGCUCAAUGACAAGCAGAGAAAUAAUGCUUUCGAACAAGCCAUAAGAAAGAGAAUCAGUCAGGGCUAUGAUACAGUAUUGGAUGUAGGAACUGGUACUGGUCUUUUAAGUCUGUAUGCAAAAAGUGCUGGAGCCACAAAGAUUUAUGCAUGUGAAUGCUCUGAAGCAAUGACGUUGAUUGCAAAGGAAGUAUUUGAAUCUAAUAAUGCAACUGAUAUAAAAUUAAUACCGAAAUUAUCAUUUGAUCUUAAAGUACCUGAAGAUAUUCCAGAAAGAGUAAAAUUAAUAGUGACUGAAACGUUUGAUGCUGGCUUAUUUGGAGAACUUGUAAUACCAUCUAUGAUUAAUGUGCAUAUGAACAUUUUAGAUUUAAAUGGUAUGAUAAUACCUAUGGGCGCGACGGUCUAUGCAGCAGCUAUUGAAUGUGAAUAUAUUAGGUUUAGAUCAUCAGUGAUCUUUGACAAAAUAAAAGAUCACUGUCUGUUAAAUUUUAACAAAGUGUUUGUGCUGUCAGACGAUGAAUAUUACGAUACAGAAAAUCUGGAAAAAGUUCAAAUUAAUUAUGUUACAGAGCCACAGAUGCUCUUUAAUGUCAAUUUUAACAAUUUAAUAGAAUUGUGCGAAUUCUGCAAGGAUGGGAUAAAACAGAUGCUGCAAACAAAAUGUAAAUAUAAUGGUAUCAUAGAUGGUUUGAUCACUUGGUUCAAAUUACAUUUGGAUGAAGAGAUCACGCUAGAUUCCUCAGAUGGAAAAUCUUGCUGGCAAUUUGCCGUUUUUUCGACAAUACCAACCGCAUGCCACGAGGAUGAUAUCUUGACGAUAAAAGCAGAAACUUUUAAGGGCAAACUGAAAUGUUCCUAUGAUAUGAGCGAUGCGCGAUCGAACGAGAAUUAUACAGUUUAUCACUUGCCAAAAGAAAUAAUUGCUUUUCUGAAUGACUUUGAUUAUGUCAGAUUACUUACAGAAGUUGGUAAAUUUCAAGAGAAUAGAAAAAUGAAAUAUAUUUUAGAUACUUCACCUUUUCCGAUUUACGGGUUAACUCUCUUGAAGAAAUGUAAUGAUAGUGGAAUUUUAUAUUACAAAACUGAUAAUCCAAUAUUAUGUGCUUUAAUUGAGCAAAUAGCUCGUGAUAGUGGGCUACAUGGAAAAGUGCAUACAAUAUCGACCUAUAAGGAAAUUCCAUGUUCUCUAGAUUCCGUAUUUAUUCAUAAUUUUGACAUUAAAGGUGAACUGAAAGACGAUCAUGAUAGUUGUUAUAAAAUUUCUAGGAACUUACUUAAAACAAAUGGCGUGUUGUUACCGGAAAAGAUUUUCCUUAUGGGACAAUUAGUAUACUCGGAAGAUUUACCAAAUAUGGUUUAUGUACAAGAUGAAAAUGUCCAAAGAUCAUCUUAUUUAUUAAAUACUGUUUGUAACCAUACGAAUUUAGAUAGCGAAGAUUCUAUGUAUACACGGGAUAAUACAACCAAUAAAGUAAAUGAAAGUACAAAUUAUGUAAUUGCUGAAUACAUUAACAAAUAUAAGAUCAACCAAAUAUUUGAUUUGAAUUCGAGUUUAUAUUCAUGUGAGAUUAUGUCUGAGCCGCGAAUACUAAUAGAAAUAAAUGAAACAGAAACUACCGAAACAAUAGUGAAUUUUGGAAAAAUAAGUAACAAAAAUAGAAAAACUUUACCGAAUGCCUUAAUAUGCUGGUAUAAAGUUCAGCUAAGUCUACAUCACAUACAUGAUACAAAAAAGGAUGCUUUCAUGAAUCAUACUGCGAUUGUUUUUGAAGAUGAAUUUAAAGACAUUAUUUUAAGAAACCAGGAAAUAAAAAUUAAAAUCCAUCAAAUGAAAGGAUUAGUGAAAAUUGUAGUAUUAAAUGUGUAAAAGUUUACAAGAACAAAUUAUUUUACAAUUUUGUAAAAUUUUCUAUGGAAAACACAAUUUUUAUAAUAUAAUA
Pogonomyrmex barbatus (red harvester ant) is the source of this 2816-nucleotide messenger RNA. Its product is annotated as protein arginine N-methyltransferase 9. Gene Ontology annotation, molecular function: histone methyltransferase activity; protein binding; protein-arginine N-methyltransferase activity. NCBI's taxonomy places the organism in Eukaryota, Metazoa, Arthropoda, Insecta, Hymenoptera, Formicidae. The record is from RefSeq and is a predicted model, not a curated record. Gene Ontology annotation, cellular component: nucleus. Gene Ontology annotation, biological process: peptidyl-arginine methylation, to asymmetrical-dimethyl arginine; chromatin remodeling.